Yamadazyma jaroonii is the source of this 1755-nucleotide messenger RNA. The record is from the annotation of a GenBank genome assembly. Lineage: Eukaryota; Fungi; Ascomycota; Pichiomycetes; Serinales; Debaryomycetaceae.
AUGUUGAAGCAAUACAUUAGACCAUUUAGUCAAAGUAGUAAACGAUUGGAGAAGAAGUUGAAUAAAUACUCCUCCAUCGUCACUGAGGAUAAAACUCAAGGGGCUUCACAAGCUAUGUUGUAUGCCACAGGUUUUAAUGAUGAAGAUUUUCAUAAAGCUCAAGUUGGUGUUGGAUCAGUUUGGUGGUCAGGUAAUCCAUGUAAUAUGCAUUUAAUGGAUUUAAAUGAUAAAUGUACCGCUUCUGUUAACAAUGCUGGUUUAAAAGCUAUGCAAUUCAAUUCUAUUGGUGUUUCGGAUGGUAUAACUAAUGGUACUGAAGGUAUGAAAUUUUCAUUACAAUCAAGAGAAAUCAUUGCUGAUUCUUUUGAAACCAUGAUGUUAGCUCAAAUGUAUGAUGGGGGAGUUGCCAUUCCAUCAUGUGACAAAAAUAUGCCAGGUACUUUAAUGGCUAUGGGUAGACACAAUAGACCAUCAAUUAUGGUUUAUGGUGGUACUAUUUUACCAGGUUCAACUACUUGUGGUGCAUCAAAUCCUAACAUGCCAAAGAAAGUUGAUAUUGUUUCAGCUUUCCAAAGUUUAGGUCAAUAUUUAUCUAAUCAAAUUUCUGAAGAAGAAAGAGUUGAUAUUGUUAAAAAUUCAUGUCCUGGACCUGGUGCUUGUGGUGGUAUGUAUACUGCUAACACUAUGGCUUCAGCUGCUGAAGUUUUAGGUAUGUCAUUACCAUAUUCAUCAUCAGCUCCUGCUGUUUCUCCAGAAAAAGCUUAUGAAUGUGAUAACGUUGGUCAAGCUAUUAAGAAUUUAUUAGAAUUAGAUUUAAAACCAAGAGAUAUUAUGACUAAAACUGCUUUUGAAAAUGCUAUUAGAUAUAUUAUCGCUACUGGUGGUUCAACCAAUGCUGUUUUACAUAUCAUUGCUAUUGCCUCAUCAGUUGAUAUCGAUAUUACUAUUGAUGAUUUCCAAAGAAUCAGUAAUGACACUCCAUUGAUUACUGAUUUCAGACCAAGUGGUAAAUAUGUUAUGGCUGAUUUACAUGAAUUUGGUGGUACUCCAGCUAUUAUGAAAUUAUUAUUAGCCGAAGGUUUAAUUGACGGUAAUCAAAUGACCGUUACUGGUAAAACUAUCAAAGAAAACUUGGAUAAAUUACCUGGAUUACCAGAAGGUCAAGAUAUUGUUAGACCAUUAUCUAAUCCUUUGAAACCAAAUGGUCAUUUACAAAUCUUGAAAGGUUCAUUAGCCCCAGAAGGUGCCGUUGCCAAAAUUACUGGUAAAGAAGGUACUUAUUUCAAAGGUAAAGCUAAAGUUUUCAACAAAGAAGAUAACUUCGUUGCUGCUAUUGAAAAUGGAGAAAUUAAGAAAGGUGAAAAAACCGUUUGUGUUAUUAGAUAUGAAGGUCCAAAAGGUGGUCCAGGUAUGCCAGAAAUGUUAAAACCAUCAAGUUUAUUAAUGGGUUAUGGCUUAGGUAAAGAUGCUGCAUUAAUUACCGAUGGUAGAUUUAGUGGAGGAUCUCAUGGUUUCUUAAUUGGUCAUGUUGUUCCAGAAGCUGCUGUUGGUGGACCAAUUGGUUUAGUUGAAGAUGGUGAUGAAAUUGUUAUUGAUGCUGAUAAGAAUACUAUUGAUUUAUUAGUUUCUGAAGAAGUAUUAGCUGAAAGAAGAAAGAGUUGGGUUGCUCCAGAACCAAGAUAUAAAAGAGGUACUUUAAAGAAAUACUAUAGAUUAGUUACUGAUGCCUCCAAAGGUUGUGUUACUGAUUUAUAG